AUGAGGCUUCUCUUAGUCCGACACGGCGAGACCGUACACAACGUGGCCGGUGUCUACGCCGGCAUUACAGAUUCUGCCCUGACAAACCAUGGAGCCCUCCAGGCCAAGCGACUCGCUACGCAUCUUGCUACGAACGAUUUCACGAUCUCGCAUAUCUUCUCGUCGGAUUUGCAGCGGGCUUUCAAGACUGCCGAGGCUAUCCGUGUGGCGCAAAAGCCUCCCCCGACCCAGACUGUAAGGGUCCAGGCCAUCCGAGAACAAGACUUUGGGUUUUACGAGAUGAAACACUUUUCCGAACGAUCCAGGGAAGGCAUCAAGUCGGGCAAAGAGGCACAUCAAGAUGCACAUCGGAACAACCCUGGAUUUCAGGACGUUGAGAGUCAAGACUCGAUGAAGGUACGGUCGGAUACUUUCAUCGAUGAACACCUCGUGCAGCUUUUGCACGAGUUACCGAAGAACGAUACAGUGGUGGUGGUAGCACAUGGUAUCAUUCUAAGCCAUCUCUGGCGGGCAUUCUUGAAGCGCUUCCAUGCCGGUAAGGUUUCUGUCAGCCCCGAAGUCGAGUCUGCAGGGAACGGCUUCAGUCUCGAGCAUCUCGGCGGCUGGUCAAAUACUGGCUACCUUGAUCUAGAGAUCAAGACAGAUUCUUCAGCGUCUUUGGAGGCGGCACCGGCAUCCGAUUCGGAGUCUUCCACAGGAACAGGUGGUGCAGCUGAGGAUGUAGCUCCGGAUGAUGCCUCCCAGAAGCCAUCCACCCUGCCCCCGAUUACCCAAGCACCACCCAGAUUCCUCGAUAUGUCACUUGUGGUGAAAGCAGUGAACAAGAAAGAUCACCUUGUCGGUCUGAAAAGGACACGAGGUGGUAUCGGAAGCUUGGAACAUGACUCGAAACAAAAGACGAUGGAAUCAUUCUUUAAGAAAAGGCGACGCGAAUGA
Drepanopeziza brunnea f. sp. 'multigermtubi' MB_m1 is the source of this 936-nucleotide messenger RNA. RefSeq lists its product as uncharacterized. Gene Ontology annotation, molecular function: fructose-2,6-bisphosphate 2-phosphatase activity. The record is from RefSeq and is a predicted model, not a curated record. Gene Ontology annotation, cellular component: cytosol. NCBI's taxonomy places the organism in Eukaryota, Fungi, Ascomycota, Leotiomycetes, Helotiales, Drepanopezizaceae. Gene Ontology annotation, biological process: regulation of pentose-phosphate shunt; negative regulation of glycolytic process.